UUCUCCUUUUCCCUGACUUGACAUUAAUUGUUGCUGGGGGUGCUGGACAGGGAGAAGGGGAGGCAAUGAGCUCACGGCAGCCCCACUCCCUGCCAGCCCUCUGACUCAUGCUCCCCAUUACCGAAUUUUUUCCGCCUCACAGCUGCCUGGUGUUGAGUGGGGGGUGGGGGCAGGGUGUGUGUGUGUGUGUGUGUGUGUGUGUGUAGACCCCCUCCCUCAGCCAAGACUCAACCCUUAGUCCUGCUGGCCCCUUCCACCCCAGUUUCCCCAGGGUUCAGCCACUGCUCCCUCAGAGGGGGGACUCAAGGCUUUGCAUUCAACCCCACCAGGGGGAACCCACAGGGCUUCCUCAGUCUUCCUUCCCAAUCCAGGAAGUCCUUCCUGGUUUCUGGCUCUGAGCCCUCUUGCUGCUGAACUGUGAGCCCCAGCUGCACCAGGUCCCCAAACCCCAUCUCUCAGUCUGCUCUACCCCGGUGUCGCCAUGUUCCCUGGCUGGACAAGAGGCAGACGGGUGGGUGCUUGUGCGUGCCCCUGUGGGUCCCAGCAGCCUCCAGCCCGCCCUACCCUAUGCAUCUCUAAGCACAGCAGGGCGACCAGCCUGGAGGCUCCCUGGCUCCCUGUGGGAGUUUGCAGUUGGAUACCCUCCCUCCCCUCCACCACCACCCCCCUCCUCCCCAGAUCUCAUCAGCCGGCCAGCCCCCUCCCUGCCCCCACUCCUGUCCCCUGCUGCCUCCUCGGCAGGCAGCCUCUCUUCCUUCUGGCAGAGCGUCCAGCCACUGCCUGCUCCUCCCCGGUCCAGGGCUCCUCUGGCAGGCGCUUCCCUCCCUCCCUCCUUCCCUCCCUCCCUCCGGUGGCGGUAUCGGUGGCCGCAGCCUCCUCCCCUCUCCUGCUUGCGUCCCCUUUCACCCCGUCCCUGCCCUGGACUCUGCAAACAUGAGGGUCUUGGCCUGCCUCCUUGUGGCUCUGAUGGGGAUCCAGGCUGUGGAGCGGCUGCGUCUGGCCGACGGUCCCCAUGGGUGUGCAGGCCGCCUGGAGGUGUGGCACGGCGGGCGCUGGGGGACAGUGUGCGAUGACGGAUGGGACCUGCGGGACGCUGCCGUGGCCUGCCGGGAGCUGGGCUGCGGGGGUGCACUGGCCGCCCCCGGAGGUGCCUUCUUUGGGGAGGGUGCGGGGCCCGUGUGGCUGAGCGAGCUGGCCUGCCGGGGCAGUGAGGGGCAGCUGGAGCUCUGCCCCCACCGGGGCUGGAAGGCCCACAUUUGCUCCCAUGAGGAGGAUGCGGGCGUCGUCUGUGCAGGUCAGCGUGUGGCCAACUCAAGGGACGGGGACGACCCACCAUUGAUCCUGGAGGGGGACCCCUGGCCAGGGCUGUCUGGGGAGCUGAGCCCUGGCUCUGAGGGGCCUCCUGUGACCCACGGCCCCCGCCCAGCUGGGACCCCACAGAACAGCUCCAGGAAGAAGAGCCCUCGGCCAGUCAAGCAAGCCAAGUCCACCAGGGCCCCUCUGUUGACUGCUGGAGCCCCCCGACAGGAGCGGCUGCGCCUUGUCUCGGGCCCCCACGGGUGCUCCGGUCGCCUGGAGGUGUGGCACGGUGGGCGCUGGGGGACGGUGUGCGAUGACGGAUGGGACCUGAGGGACGCCGCUGUGGCCUGCCGGGAGCUGGGCUGUGGGGGCGCGCUGGCUGCCCCUGGAGGCGCCAGAUUCGGCCCAGGCUCAGGGCCCGUGUGGAUGGAUGAUGUGGGCUGUGGAGGCGGAGAGCAAGUUCUGCGGGACUGUCCCAGAAGCCCUUGGGGUCGGAGCAAUUGUGACCACAGCGAGGAUGCAGGGCUGGUCUGCACAGGCCCGGCCCCACGGCUCCGCCUGGCUGAUGGUCCCCAUGGGUGUGCGGGCCGCCUGGAGGUGUGGCACGGCGGGCGCUGGGGGACAGUGUGCGACGAUGCCUGGGACCUGCGGGACGCCUCUGUGGCCUGCUGGGAGCUAGGCUGCGGGGCUGCACUGGCUGCCCCCGGAGGCGCCUUCUUUGGGGAGGGGGCUGGGCCCAUCCUCCUGGACGACCUCCGGUGUCGGGGUAAUGAGACGGCCCUGCGAUUUUGCCCAGCGCGGCCCUGGGGCCAGCAUGACUGCCACCACCGGGAGGACGCAGGGGCCGUGUGUGAUGGUAUGCCUAUUGGAUACGUCCCUCCCACGGCCCCGGCAGUGGACAGCAAUCACUCUUUGCCCAGGGAGGCAGCAUCCCGGCCCCCAGGCCCCGCAGGGAGCCAGGCCCCAGGAACCGCCGGCAUCUCUCCUCCUCCUGCCUCCCCCACUGCCCCUUGGGAGCCUGGACCAGAAGCUGGGUCCCCCCAACUUCGCCUGGUGGCAGGGCCCAGCAGGUGUUCAGGCCGGCUGGAGGUGUGGCAUAGUGGGCGCUGGGGGACGGUGUGUGACGACAGCUGGGACCUACAGGACUCAGCUGUGGUCUGCCGGGAGCUGGGGUGUGGCAGAGCUCGGCAGCAGGACCCCGCAGCUGGUCGCUUUGGCUGGGGGGCUGGCCCCAUCUGGCUGGACGACGUGGGGUGCCUGGGGACUGAGGCUUCACUCUUGGACUGCCCUGCUGCACCCUGGGGGAAGCACAACUGUGCUCACAAUGAAGACGUUGGAGUCACCUGCACUGAAACCUCUGGCCUGGACUCUAUCUCAGACCCCUUCAGUUGGAGCUGGAUCCCUGGCCUGGGUAGAGAUCCGGAUGCCUGGCUCCCUGGGAAGCUCGCUACCAAGCCGCCUGCAAGGCUGACCCCCAGUGUUCCUGAGAAAACCACUACCAAGGCCCCAGGGAAAACACCCAAGAGUACUAAGAAGUGGGUGACCAAAAAUGCAAGGAGACCAACCACUCAGCCCCCUGUGAUGCCAACCACUAAACACUCCAGGGUCCUGGGUACCCAGAGGCCCCCAGAACUGACCUCAUGGCCCACUACAACCCUGACCACUGAGGCCUCCCGGAAAACAGUUUCUGAGUCUACUGCAAAGCUGACCACUGAGGUCCCCCACAGGAUAACCCCACAUACUACUGCAACACGGACUCCCCGGACCCCCCGAGAGCGGACCUCUAAGACUGUGGCAACUUCAACCACUCGAGGACCCCAAGAAAUGGCUUCUGAGGCCAUGGUGAAGCAAAUCCCUCUGGAUUCCAUGGAUCCAUCUACUGAGACUCCUGCACAAGGUUCUCCAGAGUCAUCCAAAGACCUAGCUCCCUCCCCUACUGGGGGCACUGCUGGGGGAUCAGCAGGCCCGUUCCGGGUGCGUCUGGCCGACGGGCCCAACCGGUGUGCUGGCCGGCUGGAAGUGUGGCAUGCUGGGCGCUGGGGGACAGUGUGCGAUGACAGCUGGGACCUGCGGGACAGUACCGUGGCCUGCUGGGAGCUGGGCUGUGGAAGGGUCCGGCCGCGAGUGGGCAAAACCCACUACGGCCCCGGGACUGGCCCCAUCUGGCUGGAUGACGUGGGCUGCAAGGGAAUCGAGGCCUCGCUGAGUGACUGCCCUGCUGGGGCAUGGGGCCAGCACAACUGUGACCAUGAAGAAGACGUGGGGCUCACCUGCACUGGCUACGCAGAUGAGGAUGAUUAUCCCCCUUGGACCUGGGAUCCCACCUCAGGAGAGGACCUGGCCAAGGGGACCACCACUGCAGGGGUACCUGGACACACACUCUCCUGGAGCUCCACCAAGAGCCCAGGGGCCCCCUCCCCAGCAACAAGGCGUCUUCCGGACACAGGUGAGGAGGAUAGUUAUGAGCCUUCCCGGACGUGGGAUAUACCUUCAGGAGGGGCUCUGCCCAAAGGGACACCCACAGGAGGCAUACCUGGACCCACUCUUACCACUGGCACCACUUGGAGCCCAGGCCAUCCCUCUUCAACUCCAAGGAUCCCUGGAGACACAGGUUCCCCGAGGAAACUGUGGAGACUGCGGCCGGAGCGUCGACCACAGCGUCCCACAGCAGCCAGGACAGCGCCCCCUGCUCCUUCCUCAGUUCCCUCAGCCUCCCCAGAGCCCCCCGACCCACCGGUGACCUCCGACUCUGUACCAACGCUCAUUCCCCAGGCAGCUUCAACACGGAAGGUGACCUCUGACCCUCCUGACACUUUGUCACCCAGACCAGACCUGGCCUCCCGGAUGAACUCUGACCUUACCUCGAUAACCCCUGGCCUCACUUUGUCCACCCCUGAUGCCGCCGUGAUUCCAGCACUGACACCAGAUCUCUCACCCACCCCACUACCCACCUUGCCCAAAGAAUUGACCUCUGGCCCCUCUGUGCCAGAAGUGGUGACCCACCUUUUUACUACCUCAGAACUGACUCCAGAAUCUGACAAAACCCCAAACCUGGACACAGCUCCAUACCCCAACACAGUUCCAGAUCAUUCCAGAUCCCCAGACCCCUCGACAAGCCUCUACCCCACUGGCACCCUUCACUCUACCUUGAAAUCUCACCCCUCCACCUCUCAACACACUACCAUCCCUCACUCCAUCAGGACCCCUCACUCUAUUACACCCCCUCAACCCACCACAACCCCACAAUCCACCAUAUUUCCUCAACAUACCAUAACCCCACAACCCACAUCUCCUCAACCCACCACAAUCCCACAACCCACCACAUCUCUUCAACCCACCACAACCUCACAAUCCACCACAUCUCCUCAACCCACCACAACCCCACAACCCACCACAACCCUUCAACCCACUACAACCCCUCAGUCCACCGCCGCUCAACUGGCCACAACACCUCACCCUCUCACAAUCCCUUACCCUGCUACGACCCCUCAUUCUAUCACCUCUACUCACCCUGCCAUGACGGCUGACCCUACCUCAACCCCUAUGAUCACUAUCAAGUCCACUCUAACUUCCUUGGGAACAGAACUCUUCUCUCCCACUCCAGCACCAACAGUCAAGCCUAGCUUCCACCCCUGGUUGACCUCCACAGGGGCUCUUCACCUUUCUACAUCCCAGAUGUCAAGCCUGGCACCUUUUCUAACCUCAGAGUCCAGCCGCUCCAGGCCUUCUCCAGCUCUAAGCAUGGACACACUGUCUACUGAGGACUUCAAACCACCAAGAAGCCAGAGCCCCAGACCAACCCCACUACCCCCCCAAACCCCACACUCAGCCUCUGACCCUACAGUGACCUCUGACCUCCACCUAUCUUCCAUGGCCCACCCCUUGGAUCAACCUCCUCCUGACCACCUCACCCCAAGGUCAAACCCUGGUCAGAGCCCAGACCCCCUUGGCCCAUGUGUGGUUCCAACACCACCUUUAAGGGUCAUGGCUUGUGAGCCACCUGCCCUGGUAGAGCUGGUGGCUGCUGUGAGGGACAUGGGUGGCCAGCUGCAGAGGCUUACCCAGGUCCUGGAGCAGGAGCAGCAACAGCGCCAAGCCCUGGGACUGGGGCUGACCCAGCUGGUGGAGGCCACCCGGGGCCUAGGGCAACUGGGUGAGGUUGUAAAGAGACUGGCUGAGAGGGCCUGGCCCCCUAACACAUUUGCACCAACCACCACCACCCCAGAAGAGGAAGAAAGGCCUCUGAGGGGAGAUGUGUGACCCUAUAUGGGAUUUGAGGGGCUAAGACACAGCCAACCAAAAAAUUAAAACCAAAGUAUCUAAUUAA
This is a messenger RNA of Nyctereutes procyonoides (raccoon dog), 5626 nucleotides long. RefSeq names its product scavenger receptor cysteine rich family member with 5 domains (gene SSC5D). The transcript is spliced from 14 exons. The coding region runs from base 934 to 5559 and encodes 1541 amino acids. Gene Ontology annotation, cellular component: membrane. The record is from RefSeq and is a predicted model, not a curated record. NCBI's taxonomy places the organism in Eukaryota, Metazoa, Chordata, Mammalia, Carnivora, Canidae.